This is a messenger RNA of Meriones unguiculatus (Mongolian gerbil), 5361 nucleotides long. It is a transcript of the gene Adamts16, whose product is annotated as ADAM metallopeptidase with thrombospondin type 1 motif 16. Gene Ontology annotation, molecular function: metalloendopeptidase activity. Gene Ontology annotation, biological process: extracellular matrix organization; proteolysis. NCBI's taxonomy places the organism in Eukaryota, Metazoa, Chordata, Mammalia, Rodentia, Muridae. The record is from RefSeq and is a predicted model, not a curated record. The transcript is spliced from 24 exons. Gene Ontology annotation, cellular component: extracellular matrix. Bases 652 to 4308 code for a protein of 1218 amino acids.
UUGCUCAUACUCAAAAACAUACUCAGGUCAUGGAUGGACCAGAACACAGGCCUGGAAGGAGCAUUCACUGGUUGCCUUCGAUGGACCUGAUCUGUCUAGGUUGGGGCCCUUAGACUUCCUAGUAGGAUGCCCUUGGAACCCAGUGACACCUGCUCUCCCAACAGGCCAGCCAAAGCUGGCCUCUCCCACCAGGCUAAGGCGAACCUGCGAUGAGCCAUUACUGCCCACUGCCAAGCUAGAGACGUGGGAAAUUCAGCUCCUCAAUGGCCAGUCCUGUCCCCGCCCCAGCGCCCUGCCUUCCCUCCAUUCACCAUUUAACUUCACAUGCCCCAGGACAACUAAGGACUCACAUUCAUCCAUGAGAUCCGCUCUUCCCUGCACAUCCCCAACAGAAGGGAAGCAGGCUCCAGAGCGGCUAUGGUCAGGGGAGGACUGAGACCAACAAACGCCCUGCUCCUACGCUGCCACUCUUGCUGAGCGAAGCUGCAGUGAGAACUGGUGUGCGUGGUGGAGUCGCUGCCUGGAGCCCUUCCUUCUGCCGGUCGGAUCCUGAUCCUCUGCACCCGUACAUACCCCUUGCACCCCGGGACUACCCAGUGACCCAGCCUAGACCGCUGAGCGGAGCGCUGCGAGCCCCCGGGGCAGCAGGCCAUGGAGCCCCGUGGUUGCACAGCGCUCUGGGUGCUGCUGCUGGCGCAAGUCAGUGAGCAGCAGACACCCGCGUGCGCCCUGAGGUCCGCAGCUGCAGCUUCUGAGAGCCCGGGAGAGCCGCCUUCUCCGUCACCCACCGGCUCGGGCUGGCUGGAAAGCGGAGAGUAUGACCUGGUGUCUGCCUAUGAGGUGGACCACAAGGGGGAUUAUGUAUCCCAUGACAUCAUGCACCACCAGCGACGGCAAAGGAGAGCUGUGGCCCAGCCAGGAGGAGACGCCCUGCAUCUGCGGCUGAAGGGCCCCAGGCAUGACCUCCAUCUGGACCUGAAGGCCACCAGCAACUUAGUGGCUCCUGGAUUCAUGGUGCAAACUCUGGGGAAGGGAGGCACCAAGUCUGUGCAGAUGUUUCCACCAGAGGACUUCUGCUUUUAUCAAGGCUCCUUAAGGUCCCAGGGGAAUUCCUCAGUGGCCCUUUCUACCUGCCAAGGUUUGUUAGGCAUGAUAAGAACAAAGGAUGCUGAUUACUUCUUAAAGCCACUGCCUCCACACCUCACAAGCAAAUCAAACGUGUCUGUACAGGGUGGCUCUCCCUCCCAUGUACUGUACAAGAGAUCCACAGAACCCCAGGCUCUCAGAGAAAAUGAAGUCCUCAUGGUCACCAGGAAGCGAGAUCUGGCAAGAUCUCACCCUUACCGAGGCAGCUUCCAGCUUGGCCUCCCACAAAAGCAGCAUUUCUGUGGAAGACGCAAGAAAUACAUGCCCCAGCCUCCGAAGGAUGACCUUUACAUCUUGCCUGAUGAGUACAAGCUCAGCUCCCGAUACAAGCGCUCCCUCCUGAAAUCCCACAGAAAUGAAGAGCUGAAUGUGGAGACGCUGGUGGUGGUCGACAGAAAGAUGAUGCAAAGCCAUGGUCAUGGAAACAUUACCACCUAUGUCCUCACUGUUCUCAACAUGGUGUCUGCUUUAUUCAAGGACGGGACAAUUGGAGGGAACAUCAAUAUUGCCAUUGUAGGGCUCGUUCUGCUGGAAGACGAACAGCCAGGGCUGGCGAUUAGUCACCAUGCAGACCACACUUUAAGCAGCUUCUGCCAGUGGCAAUCUGGAUUGAUUGGCAAAGAUGGAACCCGGCAUGAUCACGCCAUCUUACUGACCGGUCUGGACAUAUGUUCCUGGAAGAAUGAGCCCUGUGAUACAUUGGGGUUCGCUCCCAUAAGUGGGAUGUGCAGUAAGUACCGCAGCUGCACAAUCAAUGAAGACUCAGGGCUUGGAAUGGCCUUCACCAUUGCCCAUGAGUCUGGACACAAUUUUGGCAUGGUGCAUGAUGGAGAAGGAAAUAUGUGCAAAAAGUCUGAGGGCAACAUAAUGUCCCCAACACUGGCAGGACGCAACGGGGUCUUCUCCUGGUCCUCUUGCAGCCGUCAGUACCUGCACAAGUUUUUAAGCACCACCCAAGCGAUAUGUCUUGCUGAUCAGCCGAAGCCUGUGAAAGAGUACAAAUACCCUGAGAAGCUGCCAGGACAGUUAUAUGAUGCAAACACACAGUGCAAGUGGCAGUUUGGAGAGAAAGCCAAGCUCUGCAUGCUGGACUUCAGAAAGGACAUCUGUAAGGCCUUGUGGUGCCAUCGGAUUGGAAGGAAAUGCGAGACGAAGUUCAUGCCAGCAGCAGAGGGCACCCUGUGUGGGCAGGACAAGUGGUGCCGUGGAGGACAGUGUGUGAAGUAUGGUGAUGAAGGCCCCAAGCCCACCCAUGGCCAUUGGUCAGAUUGGUCCCCUUGGUCCCCCUGUUCUCGGACCUGUGGGGGAGGAGUGUCUCACAGGGACCGUCUCUGUACCAAUCCCAGACCAUCUCACGGAGGAAAGUUCUGCCAGGGCUCCACCCGCACUCUGAAGCUCUGCAACAGCCAGAAGUGCCCUCUGGACAGCGUGGACUUCCGCGCUGCCCAGUGUGCCGAAUACAACAGCAAACGUUUUCGGGGGUGGCUCUACAAGUGGAGGCCUUACACCCAAGUGGAAGAUCAGGACUUAUGCAAACUCUACUGUAUCGCAGAAGGAUUUGAUUUCUUCUUUUCUUUGUCAAAUAAAGUGAAAGAUGGGACUCCAUGCUCGGAGGAUAGCCGUAAUGUUUGUAUAGAUGGGAUAUGUGAGAAGGUUGGCUGUGACAAUGUCCUCGGGUCGGACGCAGCUGAGGACUCCUGCGGGGUGUGCCAGGGGAAUAACUCAGACUGCGUGGUGCACAGGGGACUCUACAGGAAACACCACCACACCAACCAGUACUACCACGUGGUGACCAUUCCUGCUGGAGCUCGAAGCAUUCACAUCCAUGAAACAAACAUAUCGAUCUCCUACAUCUCUGUGCGCAAUUCUCUCAAGAGAUACUACCUGAACGGGCACUGGAGUGUGGACUGGCCUGGACGAUACAAGUUCUCAGGUACCACCUUCAACUACAGACGGUCCUACAAGGAGCCUGAGACUUUAACCUCCACUGGACCAACCAACGAGACGCUGAUUGUGGAGCUUUUGUUUCAGGGCAGGAACCCUGGUGUGGCUUGGGAAUUCUCAUUGCCAAGGUCAGGUUCUCCAGCUGCCCAGCCCAGCUACACGUGGGCCAUCAUACGCUCUGAGUGUUCUGUCUCCUGUGGAGGGGGCAAGAUGAACUCAAAGGAAGGAUGCUACAAAGACCUGAGGGUUCAAGUGAAUGCAUCCUUCUGCAACCCCAAGACACGGCCUGUCACAGGGCUAGUGUCCUGCAAGGUCUCAGCAUGUCCUCCCAGCUGGUCUGUGGGAAACUGGAGCACAUGCAGCCGGACCUGCGGUGGGGGCACUCAGAGCAGGCCUGUGCAGUGCACGCGGAGGGCACACUACCGAGAAGAGCCCGUCUCAGCUGGCCUGUGCCCACAGCCCUCACCCACCAGGCACCAAGCCUGCAACUCCCAAAGCUGCCCCCCUGCUUGGAGCGUCGGGCCCUGGGCAGAGUGCUCACGGACCUGUGGGAAAGGGUGGAGGAAGAGAAUGGUGGCCUGCAAAAGCACCAACCCCUCAGCCAGAGCCCAGCUGCUGCAUGACACUGCUUGUUCUUUGGAGCCCAAGCCUCUGACCCACGAAGCCUGCCUGCUCAAGCGUUGUCACAAGCACAAGAAGUUGCAGUGGCUGGUGUCUGCUUGGUCCCAGUGCUCUGUGACAUGUGAAAGGGGGACACAGCAGAGAGUUCUCAGGUGUGCGGAGAAGUACCCCUCUGGAAAGUACCGAGAGCUGGCCUCCAAGAAAUGCUUGCAUCUGCCAAAGCCUGCCCUGGAACUGGAACGGGCCUGUGGCCUGUUUCCCUGUCCUAAGCACUCUCCUUAUGCUGCAGCAGGCCCCCCAAGAGGCAGCUGGUUUGCCUCACCCUGGUCUCAGUGCACAGCCAGCUGCGGGGGAGGUGUGCAGACAAGGACUGUGCAGUGCCUGCUGAGGGGACAGCCAGCCUCAGAUUGCUCCCUGCAUGAGAAACCUGAGACCUCUUCAGCCUGCAACACCCAUUUCUGCCCUAUUGCAGAGAAGAGAGACACCUUCUGCAAAGACCUCUUCCAUUGGUGCUAUCUGGCUCCUCAGCAUGGCAUGUGCAGCCACAGGUUCUACAGCAAACAGUGUUGCAACACCUGCUCCAAAUCCAACCUGUGAGCUGGCCCCAGUCCUGGCAGCAAGAAGAUGCCCCAAUGACAGAGAGAGGCUAUCCCAGAGAGUUGUGAAGUACACACUGGGAUGCAUCCAAGGAGGACAGGAGCUGGAAGAGCUGCUGGUCUUUUGACCUGGGUUGCAUCCACGUGCUUCUGAGUAGGAAACACAUAUUUGCACCCACAAAGACAUGUUCUGUUCUCCAGGUGGGUGGGGAAGUGGGAUCCUGCAGGCUGGCCUGCAUAUGGACAGGAGAGCUGGUGCUAUAGUAGGCAGGAAGCAGCUUUCCCUCACAUUUCCAUUCAGCCAAACCAAAUUCUAAAGACAGGCAGAGCUAAGUUAGCAUAUGCUGGAGGUGUUCCUAAAAAGAACAGGCCAAGAAAUCAGGGAAAUGUUCACAGCAUCAGCCAUCCAGCACACUGGCCUCCCUCCUACCUUGGAGACCCCAUUGUCAUCCUGAAAGGUUUAUGGAGACUGAGGGACAGCUGUGCUCCCGCUCCAGUGGCUCCUGGAACAGGUACCUGCAGGUACACUCUGACUUAAGACUUUGUGUACUUGGAAAUGGGAAAACAAAAUCCCUGCUAGGGUGCUUCCUGCACUUCCAGUCUCUGGGCUGGAGGAGCAACUUGGAUACUUUGUUUUCUUCUGCAGUUAUUUACAGUGAGUUCCUAUCUCAACAUGUUUCUCAGUGUUGUUCCGUUUUAAAUGAGGGAUCAAAGGUACAGGUUACACUACAAUCUAAGUGUCCCUAGAAAGCCAGGGUUCCCAAUAAUAGAUGUCAUUCAAGUGGCUGAUAUACCAUUACUGUUAAGCCUUAGGGUGUGGUUUGUGUGUUGAGUGGUUUUAAAACACAUUCCAUAAGUUUGAUUACUUCUGAGCUGAGAGCAAAUGCCAGUGACCUUCAAAGGAAAGGCCCAUGGCAACCCUACAACCUACCCCCUCUCCCCUCUCCCUCAUUAUUGGUGCUUAUUUCUGGUCUCCCCACCUAGGGUCUUCCCAGUGGGCACCUAGAUAUUUAUAUUUGCUGAAGUGUUAUAAUAAAUUUUAUAUUGUAUGGUG